Messenger RNA from Aspergillus terreus NIH2624, 2241 nucleotides. RefSeq names its product Zn(II)2Cys6 transcription factor. Lineage: Eukaryota; Fungi; Ascomycota; Eurotiomycetes; Eurotiales; Aspergillaceae. The record is from RefSeq and is a predicted model, not a curated record. Gene Ontology annotation, molecular function: zinc ion binding; DNA-binding transcription factor activity, RNA polymerase II-specific. The coding region runs from base 1 to 2241 and encodes 746 amino acids. Gene Ontology annotation, biological process: regulation of DNA-templated transcription. The transcript has 4 exons.
AUGCACUCCAUAAAGGGCCGGAAAUCUCCAGCACAACGCAUCCGCAGAGCUGCCGCAGCCUGCUAUCGAUGCCACUGGCGUAAGGUUCGCUGUGACGCCGCUGUUCUUGGGUAUCCUUGCACCAACUGCACACUUGAUGGCAUCGCCGGCUGCACUCUACGGCCCAACGCGACAGCUCGCUUCAGACGGCUUCAGAAUGGCGAUGAGACGAAUGUUUCUCCCACACUGGCGGUCAGCGAGGCCCCUUCCUACUUCGAUCCGUCUACGUUGAGUGAAUACGAGACCCAUUCGAUGGCGGUAACCGCUCCGUUGCAGAAUGCGCCUGACAGGAUACACGACGAUACGGAGUCAUCUCUGCGACUGGAUUUGGAUGUUCCAGUACUUGGUCCUCCUAUAGCUGAUCCAACGCCUUUCAUAUUCGAGAAUACAGGGACAGCGUUUCCCGGGCAGAGCUUUGUCGAGCUAGAUCGACUAUCAUCCCUUGCUAUGAAUGAUGUACAGGUUCUGAUGGUAAACGGCUGUUUGGAGAUACCCCCAAAAGCCGCGGUCAAUAUAUUCGUGCGAAAAUACUUCCUCUUGCUUCAUCCUCUUCUUCCGAUCAUCGAUGAGUCCCAGUUCUGGGAGAUAUACAACCAGUCCAACAAAUACCUAAGCCGUCCGGGAAAGAUAUCGCUGUUUGUAUUCCAGGCCAUGCUCCUCGCCAGCUGCGCGGUCCUCUACAAUACCGGCUUUGAGAGCGAUCCGUUGGCGAGGGCCCAGGGAGCUCUUCUUCUCACAUUCCACACGACAGCAGAAGACCCCCAGGCAACGAUGACCUGGAACAUAUGUGCCAUCCAAAACGCUAUGACUGUAAGUUCCAUUGCAAGUAAUAUUGACCUGCAGACCGCGGUGGUCGUUAAGAAACGUCUGUUCUGGUCGGUCUUUGUGCGAGAUAGAAUACUGUGGCUAGGGCGGCAUCGCCAGCCGCAGUUCAUUUCCGCUAAUUUUAAUAUCGGAAUGGGUCUCCUGGAGGAGUUUGAUAUCGCGGAUGAAAUAAAUUCAUCUCCAGUACAUACACCCGACAGCAAGCGCUUGCUGUUGAAGCUCUUUCAAGCACAAUGCCGGCUCGCGUUGAUUCUGUCGGGCGUUAACGCGAUCGCCUUUUCGGCGUCCGAGGCUUAUUCUCCACAGUUGUCCGUUGAGGGACUACACUCAAGACUAGCCAAGGUGCAAAUGUUGAGAUCUAGACUAGCACAGUGGAGAGAAGUAUGGAUGCCGUUGCCCGAGACAGCUGCACCGGAGCAAGAAGCCAUUGACAUCUUGACAAAUAUCACAUUGAUGCAUUACGAAAGCGCAAGAAUUGCCUUGUCACACCAUGAAACAUUCCUCAUCGAACAGCAUCUCGAACUCAUACAAGAUCGAUCAUCGACUAUGCUGCUGGGUAUCGCAAAGGAACUGAAAGACUCAAUAUCUAACGUGACCCAGAAACUGUCGUACUUUGCCUCUGUGGGUUUGACCGAGAACAUGCCGUUGAGCGUCCUUGCCUCUAGUGGAACUCCAAUGGUUCUAUCUGCGAUAGACGUGAAGCUUUCAUCAUCACUGUCAGAUAUGCUUGACCGACGACGUACUUUAGACGACUGUUCCAAGAUUAUCAAACAGGCUGGAAAGGUGUACGACGUAACAGAUUUCUUUUCCCAAGGAACCAACCACAUCCUCCAACUGGCGUAUGCCGUGACCAAGAAUCUGUUCAUUGACGAUAAGACACAUAGAUCGGACGUGUUGACUGCUCAACCUGGGAAUGAGGAAGGACAGGCACGAGCUAUAGUCCCGGCAUCCAACAGGCGACGAGUGAAAGGGUGGGUGGAUGCCUUUAUGAAGUAUCCUCGCGCGUACCUUGUGAUCUCUUCUUGUAUUGACCACAGUCUUGCGACUGGGCGUCUACCACGAGAUGAGCUACUGCCACCACUUAUAAGGGGCUCUGUGUUUAUGAUUCUGGGGAGACCGAAGCUACCCUGGACGAUCACAGCACCCACGAAUUCCAGCACGGAUCAUGCGGGGAGAUAUAACGAGGAGAAACGUCAAGAUCAAGACGGGAACCAAGAACCUGUUUCGCUUGUCGACACGCGGAACCCAUUAUUGGACGAUCCCUGGUACUGGUCUCUCAUACACGAUGUAACGGCCGAGCCGCAACGCGCCUACGACGUAGGGGGUGUCUGCAGUGUUUCAGGCACUUCUAUGCCUGAUACUUUAGACCAUUGUUGA